Thunnus maccoyii (southern bluefin tuna) is the source of this 3496-nucleotide messenger RNA. RefSeq names its product zinc finger protein 2-like. Bases 315 to 2150 code for a protein of 611 amino acids. The record is from RefSeq and is a predicted model, not a curated record. Gene Ontology annotation, cellular component: nucleus. The transcript is spliced from 3 exons. Gene Ontology annotation, molecular function: DNA-binding transcription factor activity, RNA polymerase II-specific; RNA polymerase II transcription regulatory region sequence-specific DNA binding. NCBI's taxonomy places the organism in Eukaryota, Metazoa, Chordata, Actinopteri, Scombriformes, Scombridae. Gene Ontology annotation, biological process: regulation of transcription by RNA polymerase II.
AGAAAACUUAAGUACUUCAAGUAUGAUUUUAAAUACAGGAUUUGUACUUGUAAUGAACUAUUUGUACAUUGUGGUAUUGAUACUUUUACUAAGUAACGUAAAUCUGAGUACUUCUUCCACCACUGCAGGUCACAGAAUCUGAUGGGUUACCAAAUACGGUGUAACACUGGUCUUGGUUACUUGUGUUUUCUUGAGCAAACCAUCCACUGACUCAGGAUAAAAACACGCUAACAGUCAGUUAUUCAGUAAACUUAGCUAAUAAAGAAACUAAUGCAGUCUAAUACAACCUCCCUGCUAUAAAUCCUACCUCAGAAAUGUCACCUGAACAGCAGAGGGCAGCUGUACACAAGCGACUGUCUGUGGUUGCUGACGAGAUAUUCAGGAUCCUAGAGAUAAUGAUAGGUGAAUAUGAGGCAGAGAGCUCCCGUUCCCAGGAGGAGAUCCAACGUCAACGCAAAUUGCUGGACGUCACGUUGAAAACGGAGACAAAUUUUCACCCGACAGAUGGGCUUCUACUCCCUGGGUCAGACUGUCCCUCUGAACUGCAGAGGUGCAAGCAGAGUAUAAACCCCAGUCAGGUCCAGAAAACUUCUGAUCCACCACAGCUUAAAGAUGCCUCAACAGAGACGGACUCUAAAUUAAUCUAUGGUAAGACCUCACAUCCUCAUCAAACACGAAGCGCAGAAAAGGGCACCUCAACGAUGAUGGAAACAGAAGCGCAAGGAGAGCACUCUGGGGUGCCACUUAGCGACAAGGAGGUACUUUCAUCCAAACAUUCAGAAGCCUGGAGUGAAGAUAAUGAUAGCGACAAAGAGCUUAAUGAGACCCCUCUUAAAUCGAACAAAAGAAAUCAAAAUCUGAGUGAAGAUUGUUGCAAAAUGUGUGGAAGGGCUUUCCACAAAGAUCAUGCUGGGGAGAAAAUAAGAAAGCACACAAGGAAAAAUGCUUCAACAAACAUGAGCCAAACCACAGGGCAGAGUUGUUGCAGAGUAUGUGGGAAAUUUUUCCGGUACAAACGUUCCUUUCUGAAACACGUACUUAAGCACGAUCAUAGCGCGGAUCUCUGCGGAGUUUGCGGAAAACAUCUGGACUCUGACGAGAGUCUCAAGGUGCAUUUACAAACCCACAAUGAGGAAAACAGCUGCAGGGAUCAAACGGAUGACAAACAGUCGGAGGAGGCAGAGUGCUCUGACGCCGAGAGUAAAGUGGAUGACAGUGACGAGGACUGGAAGGAAACUGACAGGACGGAUAGUGAUGAUGGAGAGAGUGAUAAAGAUGAGACCAAAGAACAAUCCUAUUUAGAAAAGUCAAAAACAAAGAGCCAAGGAUCAAACAAGCCUAAGAGAUCUAAGAACAAAGAAUGCAAGGAUUUAUCCCCUCUUAAAUAUUGCUGUAAAGUCUGUGACAAGUCUUUCUGCUACAGAGCCUCUUUUUUGAGGCAUGUGCAAGAAGAUGAGAGGGAUACAGAUCUUUGUGGCGUGUGCGGGAAACGUUUCGAGUCUGAGGAGAGCUUGAGGCUUCACUUGCAGACUUACAUCAGAACGAACGACUGCGAAGUCUGCGGCAAACAUUUCGACGGCCAUAAACAGCUGGAGAUGCACAUGAGAACGCACACGGGAGAGAAACCGUACAUCUGCAGCGUCUGCGGCAAAGCGUUCGCUCAGAACGGAAAUCUUAUGGGACACAUGAGAGUUCACACAGGGGAGAAACCAUAUGUUUGCAACGUGUGCGGUCAGAGCUUCAGCUUUAAAGAGUAUAUGAUGGCUCAUAUGAGAAUCCACACGGGGGAGAAACCGUUCCUGUGCAGCGUCUGUGGCAAAGGAUUUAGACAGAGGGGGACUCUGAAAACGCACAUGAUGAUCCAUACAGGAGAGUCCUCGCACCGAUGUAGCAUCUGCGACAAGAAGUUCUACAAGAGCGGAGCGUUGAAAAUCCACAUGAGGUCCCACACAGGAGAGAAGCCAUAUCUGUGUAACGUUUGCGGGAAAAGCUUCACCGCAAGCGGCUCGCUGACCAAACACAUGAGCGCUCACGAAGGGGAGCGAACGCACUGCUGCACCGUCUGCGACAAAGGGUUCUUGAGGAAAGAGGAUCUGAAAAGACACGUUCAGACUCACAGGAAGGAAUCCACACAGCUAACAAGUCUUUAAAGGACAGAUUGGUUACAGCCCAUUAAAGGAAUAGUUCAACAUUUUGGGAGUAAUGCCGACUUUCUGUCUUUUCAAGAGUGAAAUAGGAGGAUUAACUGUGGAGCUGGUUAGCCUAGUUAGCUUUAGCAUAUAUACUGAAAAUGGGAUGAAACGGCUAGUCUGGCUCCAUCCAAAGUUCAAAAAUACAGCUGCUGUACUAACACCUCUAAAGCUGUCACAGAAAGAAAGCAAACAUGUUUCCAUUACGAACUAUUCCUUUAAGAGGUGCUCAUAAGAUAUCAAAAAAACCCCUGCUAAACCAAGGAUUCUUUGACAUAUUUUUAGUAGUUAUAUACAGAUGGUCACAUGUUUUUGGUAAAAAUUUGUUUAUGAAAAGUGAAUUUCAAUAAGCUAUAAGCUAUAUUCAAACACAUGCCUGAUGACUAUAAGGCUUACUUUGCUAACAUAUAUCAUGUCUUUGUUAACUCAGAUUAAAUCUUUUGUGAAAAUUAAAUAUCACAUUUUUUUGGUACUUUUAGAGAAACGUCUGUACAAACCUUUUCUGUACAAUUCUACUUUGGUUCAGUCCAAUUUGUUCAGGUCUGAUUUGUAUAUUCAUGUUGGAUCUUUUGUGAUUUUCCUCUUGUUCCCUUUACUGUUGCAUCUUUGUCAUCUUCAUCAAGAUCAAGAUCUAUUCAAACAGACAUGGCAACAGUUUUAUUGGGAACAUUUAACUGAGGCUUUGCACCUUGAAUACAAAAUCUUCUAUUCAGAAAAUGCCCAUUUUAAUCAUGGUAUGAUGGGCUGGGAUUCAAAAAUCAAUAAUGUAGCCACGUUUUGGAAAAGAUCAUGACGCAAUAUGUGAAAUAAGUUGCAAAUUUGAAAUGCUGUAGUGUAGUUUUUCUGGCCUUGCAAGUGUUACAUUUAAUAAAAUAGUCGCCAACAAUUUUUAACUGAGUACAUAUUUAAUAAAAAAUAUUUUUAAAUAAAGUUUAAGGAAUAAAAAGUCUUGUUUCUGCAGCUGCCUUUUUUGUUUUUGUUUUUCAUGAAGAAACCUUCAGUGGAAACUAAUUAAUCUCAAAAAGAUGUGAACUGAAAGAAAAAAAUCCACGUAUGUUUUUUUAAAAUCUUGUAUAUCAUCUAUCUGAUGUUCAGAGAAUUUUGUCAUAAAGUAUUUAAAAAAUGUACUGUUUGUUUUAUUGUUUUUCCUUCAAUCUGGGAUGAAUUUUUCACACAAACCAAAACUGUAUCUAUUGUAUUAGAUGAUCUUUUUUCCUGCUGCCAAACUUCACUGUACCUGUGUGUUCACUUUAUAAGUCACGGUCACAUGAAAUGGUGCUACAGUUUAUUGUUUAACAUCAUUAAUA